CGCCUGUUGCCUUCAGGUCCCGUGACGAAUUUACAUCGGAACUUUGUACGAGCAGGAAAGGCUGAUGUUUCCUGCUUGUCUGUGCUGAGUCUCCCAGUCGCAACAGGACCUCACCGCCCUCACGUGUUGGAAGGGGUUAGUAGGGGGGCGACGGGUCCCCUCAUCCCGGUUCGAACGCCUCAAAUGUCGGGUUAAUUGAGGACUCGGAGGAGAGCCACCUCGAAACUCCGAAAGCAAGAUGCACCGCUGACCCGUCGUCUCCAGGAGGACGACCCGCCGCCCGUGCCAGCCUUCGACCUUUCUUCGCCCGCCGCAAGAUGGAGGAGCAAUCGGGCCUGCCCAACGUCAGCAUCCCCUGCCACAACGAGCAGAGGGACAAGAAAAAGCGCUACACGGUGUACAAGGUGAUCGUCAACGUGGGGCAGCAGGAGUGGUUCGUCUUCAGGCGAUACGCCGAGUUCGAUAAACUCUACAACACGUUGAAGAAACAGUUCCCGUCGUUGAGCCUGAAGAUUCCCGCCAAGAGGAUCUUCGGGGAUAAUUUUGAACCCGAGUUCAUCAAGCAGAGACGAGCUGGCCUGCACGAGUUCAUCAAAGGCAUCGUGUCCAUCCCGCAGCUUUGCAAUAAUCCAGAUGUGAGGAGCUUCCUGUUGAUGGACAAAAUGCAAAACUCGCAGAACUCCGACGCGUCCGAAGAUGAAGACGAUAAAAACAACUCAUCUUCCCGAAACAUUAACCUGGGACCUUCUGGAAACCCGCACGCCAAGCCCACCGACUUUGACUUUUUAAAAGUCAUUGGAAAGGGCAGUUUUGGGAAGGUGUUCCUGGCCAAAAGGAAGCUGGACGCAAAGUAUUACGCGAUAAAGGUCCUACAGAAAAAGGUCAUUCUCAACAGGAAAGAGCAAAAACACAUCAUGGCCGAGCGCAACGUGCUGCUGAAGAACGUGAAGCAUCCCUUCCUGGUGGGGCUCCACUACUCCUUCCAGACCGCAGACAAGUUAUACUUUGUUUUGGAUUUCGUCAACGGAGGGGAACUUUUCUUCCACCUUCAAAAAGAGCGGACCUUUCUGGAACCCCGGGCCAGGUUCUACAUUGCCGAAAUGGCCAGCGCCCUCGGCUAUCUGCACUCGCUCAACAUCGUUUAUAGAGACUUGAAGCCUGAAAAUAUUCUGCUAGACCACGAAGGUCACAUCGUUUUGACGGACUUUGGCUUGUGCAAGGAAGGCAUUUCUCAGACUGACACCACCAGCACUUUUUGUGGGACGCCCGAGUAUUUGGCUCCAGAGGUGCUGAGGAAGCAGCCGUACGACAACACCGUGGACUGGUGGUGUCUGGGUUCGGUGCUCUAUGAGAUGCUGUUUGGCUUGCCGCCGUUUUACAGCAGGGACACGCACGAGAUGUACGACAACAUUCUGCACAAGCCGCUGGUAAUACGCGCCGGUGCAUCCAACGCGGCCUGGUCGCUGCUGCAAGGCCUUCUGGAGAAAGACGGCGCGUUCAGGCUGGGAGCCAGGGAUGACUUUAACGAGAUCAAAACACACCCCUUCUUCUCCACCAUCAACUGGACUGACCUCGAACAGAAGAAGAUCCCUGUCCCGUUCACCCCCAAAGUGAACUCUUUCUCUGACAUCUCGAAUUUUGACCCCGAGUUCACGGAAGAGAUGGUGCCCAACUCUGUGUGUUGGACCCAUGAACACUCCAUCGUCAACGCCAGCGUGAUGGAGGCUGACGACGCCUUCGUGGGCUUCUCCUACGCACCGCCCUCUGAAGACUCCUUCCUAUAAUUUAUCCCCAACGUUCCAUCAUAAUAACAUCUUAAAAGGGAAGAAAAUUUGCGUCACGUCACCAAAGACAGCAGCUAUGAUAUGAAACGGCACUUAUAACAGAUUUUAUUGGGAACAAAGUAUGAUGGGGGGAGGAAAAAAAUAUAUAUUUUUUUUUUACCCAUUUGUAUUUAUAUAGAGUAUAUAUAAAAGAUGCUAUUUUAAGAAAUAAGGGCAUUUAUUCAGCAUUGAUGUCACUCCUAAAAUGUGCCUUUAGCUUUGUCCACUUUAAAAAAAAAAAAAGACUUUAAUGGACAUAAUUGGAAGAAAAUAUGUCACUGUGUCACUACUAAUGUAGAUUUGUCAUUUCUAUGUGGUUGCUGUAAUUCAGUAUUUCAUAUUUCUGAACUCUAGCCCGGCUGUAGAAUUACUGGAGAGGCCACAGGACAGCGGUUUUUGUGUAUCACAGGUUACAAAUGUUCACCUUUUUUUUUUUUUUUUUUUACAAAGACUAUUGUAGGUGUAUUUUCUUGCUAAGUAAUAAAAGAAUUUUUGAAAUGUG
Messenger RNA from Syngnathoides biaculeatus (alligator pipefish), 2325 nucleotides. It is a transcript of the gene sgk3, whose product is annotated as serum/glucocorticoid regulated kinase family member 3. Gene Ontology annotation, biological process: protein phosphorylation. The coding region runs from base 318 to 1784 and encodes 488 amino acids. The transcript is spliced from 17 exons. The record is from RefSeq and is a predicted model, not a curated record. NCBI's taxonomy places the organism in Eukaryota, Metazoa, Chordata, Actinopteri, Syngnathiformes, Syngnathidae. Gene Ontology annotation, molecular function: phosphatidylinositol binding; ATP binding; protein serine/threonine kinase activity.